AUGACAGGCACCAUAAAUCAAUCCAAUAAUACUCAUAAUACUAAUCACCAGUAUUCACCAAUCCUCCAACCAUUCAUCGUCUCCCAAAUAUUCAAACAUUUACAGCAUCAGAUCGACAAGUACAAUGCCAUGCUUGUCGCCAAGUCAUCAUGGAGCUAUGAAGGUAUCAAGGCUCUGUACUCGGACUUGUGUCUUCGAACUACUCGUUUGGUGGAUAUUACUGGUCAUCAAUCACAACAACAGAGAUCUGAUAUGCCACUGUGGUGUUUUGGUGAUCGAUUGAGGAAAUUGAGUAAUGCGAUACUUGGAACUAGGACUAUCAAUCCUGGAGACUUGGUUUCAACACCUACACUAUCUCUCAGUCUCAGAGAUUUGAAUGGUGGUGUUGUUGCCAAUGGUGAUAUUAACCAUGAUGAUGAUGGUCAUGAUGAUGGUGGUAGUAGUAGAGAAGGAAGUCAACGUAAUGAACCAUUAGCCAAACCACAUGGUCACUACGUCAAGACUAUGACCAUCUUAAUCUAUAUCCCAGAUGCCUUGCCAAACGCCCAUCAAAUGGAUGCAGACAUAUCUCUCUUAGCAUCCUACUUGAGUGUCCCACUCUCCGAAUUACUAUAUAUACCACCACCAUCCUCACCAAACAUACUCCUAACAGCCCAACAUGUGAAAAACGCAAUAACAGGCACAUGCACACUCGACUUGGCAUAUCUCGCACAAAUCCUGCCAGUAUUGAACCAAGUCGAGAAAGUAUGUUGUCGUUUUGUAGUGGUGCCUCCUGAUGGACUGCCCGUAGCAAUCAGUAGACCAGUGCUUGAACUGGAUUCGCCACAACAGCCAACGACAGAUGCCAUGAUGAAUUUUGCCAAGGUAAUGCAGACUUUGCAGCCCGCUUCUUGUAAAACAUUUGAAGCUGUUAUUGGGGGCUGUACUCGUAGCGGUGUUUAUGCCAUGUUGUUGUUGAAUGCGUAUUCAGGGGCUAGGAAGAGAGUUGGUCUGUAUCCCUUGGAUUAUAUUCGCCCAAAAAUGUUGCGUGACUUGUUUUUGUCUACAAACAAUGUGGUUGAUUUGGAACUCUGUCACAGGUCAUUGACAGAUGGCAGUCUGAGUUUAUUGGCUGAACCGCUACAAAAUCUUGAAAAGUUGACUAUCAGUGUGGAUCCACAUAGCACCUCAUCACAGACAGACCCAAACGUCUGUUCUAUUGUAUCUCAGUCACUCAAUGCCUUCUUGGCAAGUCAUCCAACACUGAAGUCAGUCAGAAUCUAUGGCCUCAAUGUAUUGGACAAGUCGACACAAUUGUUGGAUGACGACAUGGCAGUCCACGUAUCUCAAUUUGGAAUCAACUUGACAACACUCUUCUUGCCAGACUGUUACUUCUUACGUGGCCAAGGAGUUUUGACAACUUCUUGGACACUUCUACAGCAUUUGAAUCUUGAAGGAUGUAUUUAUGCUAGUGCACCUUUUCUUGGCUCCAUAGCCAGUAGUUGCAUCCAUCUCGUCACAGUCAAUGUAUCUCAUACAUUAUGUGAUACGACGGCUUUCAUCCAAUUCAUGAAGUGCAAGAAUUUGCAAAUCAUGUCGGCUCGUAAUUGUGAAUAUCUUGGUUUAUCAGUCUUGCCACCAUUGGUUACGGCACUUUGUCGAGCUGACGAGCCGGUCAACGUUUUUGAUAACCAUAGUAUUGAGAAGGAAGACGAUUAUGUAAAUGAUGAGAAAUACCCUUCUUCAUGGAUGAAGAAACAGAAAAAGAAGGCUGGCCUGGCUUCUCCUCUUGCAGGAGGCAUGUUGCAGCAGCUGCAACAAAUGGAUUUGAGUCUAUCUAUAAAUCCAUUUGGCCAAAAUACUCUGCCCAACGUCUUGACUUCGAAUCUAGUCAAGGCGCUUCUAUACCUGGGACGAUUAUGUCCAAAUCUGGAACUGAUUGUCGUCAAAUAUACUGUGGGUAGUGUAACGACACAAGAUACUGCUGCCAUAUUACAAAUCUUCAAAUCAUGGUAUCUGAGACGUAUUGACAGUGUGGUUGGUAGCCAAAGUGAAGGGAUUGAUGUGAAGAGCUAUAGAAGGAGUUGGGACGAAUUUGCUGAAAUGGCAGGAAUUUUGUCCUUUGAAAGGAUUGAUCUGACCCCACAUAGUCCUGGAUGGAAGAUGUGGGUCGAUUGGCAGGAUGCUACGAAUAUUUUUCGCCAACAGGAACGACAAGAAGGGCGACCAUCAUUCGUGAAUAAUGGUAUGAUGGACCAAAAAAUGGACUUGAAUGCUGCUGUACUACCCAUGUGGCGUAGCGCUGUGCCAGUAAAUACUAUUGAAGGAGCUGGAGCUGCUGCAAAUAUUCUGACUCAGAUGAGUGGUCGAUCACCACAAAUCAGUGGUCUUCAAAUGAAUAGUGAUGGCAGUCACCUGUUUAUGGGAGCAAGCGCCAGUAGCAGUGUCGAUAUCAAUAGUAGUAGUGUUGCAUAUUUUCAACCGGAUGUACCCAUUCUUCGUCUACCACCAGGUAUUCCACGACUAGAAUUACUAGAACAGCAGCAGCAACCACAAAUGACUCUGUCGCUACAACCUCCACAAUCAUACCAACUGGCUUCACAAUAUUCUCAAUACCCAACCUUACUGCCACCAAUACCUGAAAACCAAAUAGACCAAGGAUUCAUAACAACCAAACCACAAUAUGCCCAUACAGUUCAUCAUAUGAGUGACCCAUCAUCACCACCAUUACCCUUAACUCGACCAUCUCCUGAACAGCAGCAUCAGCAGCAGCCGAAACAGAAACAGAGACAAUCGUCUGAUACUGACACGUAUUUUUUACCACUUCCUCCUCGUGCAAGUCGACAAAAGGAAUUGAAAUACAAGGAGGUAGACUCUGAUGCUGAAGAAGUUAUGCCCAUCAAGAAACUUGCUGAGUUGCGACGACAAAAGGAGAAGGAGGCCACGACCAAUAGCAAUGGUAAUGACAGUGCUUCACCAUCAGCAGAAGAUGAGUUUCCGUUUGCAUGUGGAAUCAAGGGCUGCGACAGGAAGUUUCGAAACAGUAGAGCUGUACUGAGACACCGAGCUUGGCACACGAAUCCCAGUUUUCGAAAAGGACCAAAGGUUGCCAAACGGAAGGCACCCAAAUCUGAGCCCAAUUGGUUUAUGGUGGCUACCGCAGCUGAACGUGAAGAAAGCAACAAAGAUGAUGGUUCUUCUUCACCCUUGUCGGAAACUGGUGAUUGCAGCUCGUGA
Messenger RNA from Synchytrium microbalum, 3216 nucleotides. RefSeq lists its product as uncharacterized. The transcript has 8 exons. The coding region runs from base 1 to 3216 and encodes 1071 amino acids. The record is from RefSeq and is a predicted model, not a curated record. NCBI's taxonomy places the organism in Eukaryota, Fungi, Chytridiomycota, Chytridiomycetes, Synchytriales, Synchytriaceae.